UGCAACACAACCGAGUUAAUUGAAGACGAUGACAUAAAAUCAACCAAUGAUAGUGACAGUGGAGUGGAAAAAAAUGUUUUUAAUCACGGGGAAAAUGCUUAUUUUGAAUGUGCGGAUAAAGGCCAGUUUACUGGGUCCGCUGUGGGUACAUGCGACAAUGGCACAUUAUCAGUGAGCAGUGACCCAUCAUGUUUAGCUUACUGUCCAGUGCCUGCUGAUGAAGAUGGCAUGAUUGGCGACGGGCUGUACUACGACAUUGCCGACGUCCCUGAACUCAAUGAGACCACCACUAUCUACUAUGGGAACAAUGACGUAAUUACUUAUAAGUGCCUAGAUGGGUACGUCGGCCCCCAAAACUGCUCAACUCCUGACUGCAGGAGUACAUGUGAAGAUGGAUCGUGGAAUCCCGAUCCACCUGAAAUUCUGGUGUGCGUUGGACAAAAUAGUAACAAUGCGACAAUACAGACACCAAGCCAAAUAUCAACAGAUGUCACGAGAUCAUCAGCCAGGCUUCCAACUACAAUGAGCUAUGAUUUCACUACCAAUACUCUUAGAAUGUCAACUACUGAAAUUGAUGAAUGCUCUUCGAACCAAUGCCAGAAUAACGCCACCUGUGUGGAUCAGAUCAAUGGAUACCUAUGCGAAUGUGCUGAAGGAUUCAACGGAACCAACUGCGAUAACAAUAUUGAUGACUGUGUAAGUCAUCCCUGCCAGAAUGGAGGAACUUGUGAGGACAAAAUAGAUUCGUACGAAUGUCAAUGCCUUGACGGUUUUAAUGGUGAACUUUGUGAAAAUGAAAUGACGACCAUGGUGAUGAUGACGACGACAGAAAACGUUACAGCGACUGAAAGUGGCUUGACGACGGUCACUGAUGAUGUGACAAUUACCACUUCAGGUAUGACGACAUCAAUUACCGGCGCGACCACUGUCACUUUAGAUGUAACAACGGUCUCCGUCACGUCAGAUGCUACCACAGACACUCCUGAUACUUCCACUGUCCUGUCGGAUGCUACGACAGUUAAUGCCGACGUGACCACUGUUACAUUUGAUGUUACGACGAUAACUCCUGAUGUGACCACGGCCAUGUCAGUCACUUCUGACGUGACCAGUGUCACAACAGAUGUGACAACUGUCUUGUCUGAUGUUACGACGGUCACUCUUGAUGUGACCAAGGUCACUCCGGAUGUGACCACGGCCAUGUCAGUCACUUCUGAUGUGACCAGUGUCACGUCAGAUGUAACAACUGUUAUUCCAGGCAUUACAACCGUCACUCCCAACACAACCACUUCCCUUCCCGACACAAGCACUGUCAUUUUAGAUGCGACCACGACCAUUUCAGAUGCAUCCACUACAACUCCGGAUGCGUCCACUGCCAUUUCUGAUGGAACUUCACAUAUACCAACCGCAACCCAAGCCACAACAGUAUCGUCCACAACGGUUCCAGCGAUAUCUACUUCUACAACAGCGUUGCCAGAGACGACAGAGGCCAGCUCUGUUCAAUCAACAUCGCCUCUAGCAAGGGAGACCACGACAACUACACCAACAACACCCAAGAGAACAGAAAAGCCCCACACUACUCCUUUGCCUUGCAAAGGAGAGUGCCUACCCACCCAGGUGUGUAACGUAAGGAACAACAGGUGCGAAUGUAGAUCGGGAUACUAUGAAGAUGAAACAGACUCAGAAACCCCGUGCAAAGAACCGGUCAGUAUCGACGUAAUCCUUACGAUCACUAAGGUCAGCGGUACAGCUGCUAAUUUUACUGAAGAAUUAAAUAAUUCAACGAGUAAAGAAUUCAAAGAGCUUGAAAGCGAAGUCUGUCAACCGUUUAAUGAGAUUUACGCCGACGAUCCUGAGUUUUUGGGAUGUCAAGUACUUAAUUUCAGUAAAGGCAGCAUUAAAGUCAACUAUGUUUUGAAGUUUGCUGAAAAUACAACACAGAAUCCCUCAACUGUCAAUCAGACGAUACAGGAUAAACUUGUAAAUUCUAAUGGAUCAUUUGCUGACGAAUUCACAAUUGACCCCGAUACCAUCGUCGUUGAACCUUUGAACGAAUGUAACAAGGAACUUGACGAUUGUGAUGGAAACGCAGAGUGCAUAGAUUACGAUGAAAAAGGAUACACGUGCGUAUGCAAUCCUGGAUAUGAAGAUAGUGUUAAAAGUUUGCCCGGCCGAGACUGUAUUCCACGUACAUCAACCGAACCUCUAUCGACUGAGUCCCAGACAAAUAAACCCGAGACUACCACAGAGCCUGAAGAAGCAGGACUAGUGCCGUGGAAUGUGAUAGUUGGCGUAACGGUACCCAUCGUUGGUAUAUUGACCAUCACUACCAUCGGGUUGACCUGUUGGCAGUACCGACGUCAGCACCGGACGUCGCCGUCGCCCUCGAAAAAGAUGAAUACCUUUCCUUACGAUGAAGAAGAUAAAAGAAACUCUUCUGCAAGACCGGAUAGUAUGAGGAUUAUAAAUAGCGACGGCACAGUACAAGAGGUGGUUUUACCGUGGCGCAAUUUCGUACCCGAGGCCGAGUUCAUCUUCGGACAGGACAGCAACAAAAGACAAACACAAAUGCUCCCCAUGGUCGACUACCCCAACGACUACUCCGGGUCGACUUCGGAUGAAAAUUACCCAAUGAGAAACAUCCAUGAUGCAUAUGACAACUACACCUACGAGCACCACGAUACAAGAAGAAACACAUCUGAAAUAGAUCAUGUAGAUACUGGCAAUUUUUUCUGAACGAACAUAAAUUUUGUAUAUAAAUUGAAAUUUUCAAUGAAAUUUGUAAAAUAAAAUAAAAAUAACAUGAAAUAAAAUAAUAUGAAAUAGAAUUUUAAUCUCAUUUAAUAGUGUCUUACAAAUCUUAACUGAGAUAUUCUGGAAUAAUCUUAUUAUGCAAUGAACUUCCUCAGAGAAAAAAAUUAAAUGAAUGAAUGUAAUUUCUCUAAAAAUUAUUUUUAUAUAUAACACUCUCGACAGAAUUUUCAAUUCUUUUAGAUGAUCACCAGGCAAUGAAAUAAAUAAAUAAAUUUUGUAUUUCAUUGGGUAUUUUUAAACAGGGCACAUGGCAAAAAAGACUCUGUGAUUGACUUGAUUAAAUACAAUCCUUGCAUGGCUAACAUUUAGAAUGACAACAUAUCAUCAGAGUUCUCUCUCUUCCUCCCUACCCCCCUCCCCCGCUCUCCUUAUAUUUCUCUCCCUCCCUCUCCCCCUCUCUCUCUUUCGCCGUCCCCUUUCUCUGAUUUUAGAAUUAUAUUGUUGUCUCGAUUUUAAUGUUUUUGGUUGAUCAAGACAAUUAUCAAAUGGAUUUUCGUUUCUCCGUCCGAUUCUUAUUAUGAUUAUGCUAUACUUUAUCAUGCUCAUUGUAAUGCAUAGGGGGUAGCCUGAAUAUACGUCCCACUCAUAGGAUUAUUUUUUUAUACAUUAUGUUGGAAUUUUAAUGUUGGUAUUCGGAUUCUUGUAUUGUUCGCCAUAUAUUAUUUUCAUUUCAUAUGUGUAUAUUACCAUUUGAUCUAUCUAUUUCAAUACUCGUUAUAUUAGGCAAACUGGAUGAGUUAGUACAGUAAUUUGAAUAGCCUGAUAUUAGACCGACUAAUUAUUAGACUAAUUGGUAAUUUAUUGGACCAAAUACUAAAUAGACAAUAUGACCUUAUUCAUAUGGAGUAAAUAUAACUAUAAUGUAUAUAAAUUCCAAAUUAGAUUGUUUAACCAUCUUUUAUGUCCAGCUAGGAUGGUCAUUGUUACAUAGCUUAUUUAGAAAAAAAAAAGGUCAUUUAGCUCUGUGUAAACGUUUUGAACCUACUUAUUGGUCUUCCUAUUAUCUUAUUAUCUUAUAAUGGUCAACAUGCAUGACGAUAACUCUGUUCUGUGUAUUUAUAUUCUGUGGGGAUACAGUUCUUUUUCUUGGAAUGAUAGAGACUAUUGUUUUUUACAUUGUCAUUUAGGAUAAAUAUCCUUAAUUCAAAAUCAGAUUUUAAACCAACUAUUGACGUUCAGAAUGUCCAUUGGUUCUUGACAACUUGAUCAAAGUUAUUGACCUCUUAAUUCGUUUUUAAACUGAUAGGUCAUCCUUUUUUGCCAUGUUUAACAUGCAUGACGUUAAUUAUUCAUUUCACGUACUUUCUAUUGAGAUAAGUCUUAUUCUAGAAUGAUAGAGAGGAGGACUUUGUCUUUCACUCUCAUUGGGAUAAUAAUAAUACUGUCAAUUCAAAUUCCAAAACAGACUGUCUAACCAUCUUUUAUGAUGCUCAAAAUGUUUCUCUUUUAAAUAUUUUUUAGGGGUGGGAAGGCUUGGGUGAUUGUUUUUGUAUAUUCUUUCUUGAAAUGUAUUCGAUUAAUUUUUUUUUUUUUUUUCGUAAUCAUAUAUAUGUGUUGUACAUGCAUGUAUUUACGUUUUAAAGGACCCCAUUGAAGAACAUUGAUAUUUUGUUAAUACCGCUGAAAUGGGCCAUCCUCCAUAUUUUAUAUGAUGUAUACGAAUUUGAAUAUGUAUAUAUUUAAUUAUUUUAUAUGGAAAUAAAUACAAACAGACAAACAAACAGGGAGGGGGGGGGGUAAUCUAUUAGUACCAUACUAAUUUUAGAAUGCUGUAAAUCGUGUCUAUAUAUGCUUUUAUUUUUUUUAAUUUUUUUUCCAUUCACCUUGAUAAGAACAAAGAAAAUUGGGUUAUCAUUUUCUCUUAUUCAACUUCACGGCUUCAAAUUUUUACAGAGUAAAGAAGAAGAAAUACUCUUUCAGAUUAGUUUUUUUCUGAUUUUUGGAGACUAAAUUACUAUUUUGGCUUUUUAAAGAGAACCUUACCUGGCGACUUAUUGAUGAUUUUGGGGGUGGUAGGUUACAUAAAUACAUAGGGGCCUGAAACUGGGUUUAAAAAAUUUUGUAAUACAUUCUACCUAUUAAAUGAAAAGGAAAAAAAAAUCGAAA
This is a messenger RNA of Lytechinus pictus (painted urchin), 4917 nucleotides long. Its product is annotated as protein crumbs-like. Gene Ontology annotation, molecular function: calcium ion binding. The transcript is spliced from 14 exons. Lineage: Eukaryota; Metazoa; Echinodermata; Echinoidea; Temnopleuroida; Toxopneustidae. The coding region runs from base 229 to 2733 and encodes 834 amino acids. The record is from RefSeq and is a predicted model, not a curated record.